This is a messenger RNA of Gongylonema pulchrum, 233 nucleotides long. NCBI's taxonomy places the organism in Eukaryota, Metazoa, Nematoda, Chromadorea, Rhabditida, Gongylonematidae. The record is from the annotation of a GenBank genome assembly.
CUGAAAUUUACAGGUGGUUCAUUAUCAGGUCGGAAGUUGUCACAGACAGAAAAUAUAUACGGGAACUAUAAUCAUCGUGAUGCAAAUCUGCAGCUUCACAAGCUUUCCGAUGAUGGAAUCCGAACGCCGCAGAUGAAAACAUCACGAUAUGCAGAAUCAGGAUAUCUGUCUGCUGCAUCCAAGUUGUCCCCAAGUUGUUCUGCUGAACCAAAUGGAUCCCACUUCCACUGAUG